AUGAAAGGGAGUGACUUUGUGUAUGAUAAAGGUGGUUCGGAUAUGAGGCGCCAAAGGGAGCCCCGAGCUUCGGCCACCGCUACCUGUACUCUUUUCUGUGGGGAUACGCUCGGACCCUGGGUACCCUCACACCCCGACACCCUGCCACUCCAGCAGCAGACAGCACAGCGGGCCACGCCGCCGCAACACGUUCAAGCGUUACUCUAUCUCUCCUUAUCAUCAGAUCUCAAACUUCAACAACAAUCACUCGCACUGCUUUAUCGUCUCUCCUCUCUACACCCUCCUUCCUCUCUCUCUUCGACCCUGCCUGCCAUAGCCGGUCCGUUAAAAGAUACCGAGAUACCGCGAUGGCUCACAUGGAUCACUCACCCGAAAGGGCGAACAGAACGAGAAACUCAUGCGCUCAUGUCGGCUUGUGUGGAAGAUGGGGCGUGGGCUUUGUUUCAAACUGGAGCCACAUCUUUCACGGGGAAAGGUAAAUCCAGAGCGGCGGUGCGGGAUGAAAGUGCGAUUGAUAGACUGUCCGGGGUAGAUGAGGAAGCUUGGGGUUUGAUAGAGUGGUUUGUGUCGUUGUGGGAGAAAGAUGAAGAGUGUUAUCAUGAAGAUCACCCGGAUACUUCUACUUAUAGCCCCAUGUUCGUUUGCCAAAUCCCGAGACCAUUCGGGGCUAGGUUACAGGCUGAUAAUUCGUCUUUGCCUUUGAUGGUAGUCAGAGCAGCUUUGAGAGAGCCUAUACAGAGACGACGUUUGUUGGUAGCAGCUAGGGUGUUGAAAUUGCUCAUACACACAGCUUUACCUCCUUCACCACCUUUCCACCCACCCUCUCUCCUCCUAUCUUUACUACAUCUCUUCCGACCCCUCCCUCUAUCUUCCUUCCAAACCCUCAUCUCCGCCCUUCAACCUCUGAUCCCGACCCACGUCUCCCUUCAUCUCCUAGCGCAGACUAUAGAAGAUCUCUCCGGGGUCAGAGCCGGUCGAGCGGAACAACGACGAUUCGGUACAAGAAAGGACUACGAAUCGACUUCUACAUUCGCGUCACCGACCGUUAUGUACACAUGCGAGCUGCUUACUCUUCCCUGUUCCCAUUCUUCUCGUACAUCUAAAACUACGAAAGAGGAGAGGAGAAAUGAUAGUGUUCGAACGAAAGACGAUAGGAAGGGAGAGGAUAAGAUGAGAAAAGUGGAGAGUGAAGAAGAGAAGAAAGAUGAAAAGAUGGUUUGGGUCAAAAUGAGAUUGUUAGCUUAUAUGUUGGCUCGGCAUCCGUUGAAACAAGGUGAAUGGGAGAUUACGCAGGAAUGGGAGAAAGAUGUAAAGAAGAGUCUGGGUAAUGCGGAGAGGACGAAAGCUGGUGAGAGUUUGUUGAAGUUGGUCGGGGUUGUAAGAGGGAGUAAGAAGGAUCAAUGA
Molecule: messenger RNA, 1404 nt
Organism: Tremella mesenterica DSM 1558
Lineage: Eukaryota; Fungi; Basidiomycota; Tremellomycetes; Tremellales; Tremellaceae
Exons: 6
Coding region: 1-1404 (467 amino acids)
Source: RefSeq, a predicted model, not a curated record